Messenger RNA from Babesia microti strain RI, 393 nucleotides. Its product is annotated as Folate-sensitive fragile site protein Fra10Ac1. Lineage: Eukaryota; Apicomplexa; Aconoidasida; Piroplasmida; Babesiidae. The record is from RefSeq and is a predicted model, not a curated record. The coding region runs from base 1 to 393 and encodes 130 amino acids. The transcript is spliced from 4 exons.
AUGGAUUCUAAACCUGUGACAGACUAUGAAAUACUGAAACGAUAUCACCAGCUUAUUCCGGAGAGUGAUGGCUCAUGGGAAAGCUCGCUUGUGGAAAAGUACCACGAAUCGCUAUUCAAGGAAUUCGCCAUCUGCGAUCUUAGCCACUACAAAACGGGUCAAAUUGGCAUCAGGUGGCGAACCGAGGUGGAGGUUAUAAGGGGAAAGGGGGAAAAAACAUGUGCCUCCAAGACUUGCGAUGAAAAAUACCCCUUAUUCACCUACCAAGUGACAUUCAAUUAUAUCGAACAAAAUGUGCCAAAGAGGGCGCUAGUGAAGGUGCGAGUCUGUGAUAAAUGUGCCAAAAAGCUCAACUACAAGAAUGAGCAUAAAUUAUUGCACUACAAACACUGA